Pantherophis guttatus is the source of this 2736-nucleotide messenger RNA. RefSeq names its product A-kinase anchoring protein 3 (gene AKAP3). The record is from RefSeq and is a predicted model, not a curated record. NCBI's taxonomy places the organism in Eukaryota, Metazoa, Chordata, Lepidosauria, Squamata, Colubridae. Gene Ontology annotation, molecular function: protein kinase A binding. Gene Ontology annotation, cellular component: sperm principal piece; cytoplasm. Gene Ontology annotation, biological process: intracellular protein localization.
UUCUGACAAGGAGAGGAUGAGAGAGGAGGCCACAGUGUGGGGAGCCUUUGAGGAACAUCCUGGAAGUUUGGCCUAAAAGCCUGCUUUUGGGGAACUCUUUGUGAGUCCUCACAUAGAUGUUCUAAAGGGAGGGAAGGACAGUAGACCUUCCUUACCAGCCUCCUCAGCAGGAAGUGAUGGAAAUUGUAGCAGAAGCAGAAGACACCGGCAGCCCCACUCGUGGCCGUAAAAAACUGAUGUCAGAGAACAUUGACUGGUUACAGAGUCAGAGUGGAUUGUGUAAAGUUGAGCGUUACACAGCCAGUGAGGAGAAGGAGGAGGAGAAGGAGCAACAGAACUGGACGCAACCUUCCUCUGAUCCCCUCAAGGUCCUGAGCAGACUCCGGCAAGAUCUGGAGAAGUCUGACGUUGGCGUCCAGGAUGUGUUGAACGCCAGUAACAAUGCCAGAAGGGCGAGGACAAGAGACCCGUCCGACGGACGUCAAACCAUGCCCAAGCGCAACGUCCGUUCUCCGGCGCCCUACAAUACCUGCGACGAAGAAUUCAGUCUGAAUGUCAGCUCCAACAGGGUGUCUCCCAACUUCCACUUAAGCAUGAAGGCCGGUUGUCAGAAGGAAGCCAAGGAUGAAGAAAGCGAGGGGUCCUCUUCCCCGAACCCCAAUCCCGACCCGGAUGAAGUCUCUUUUUACUGCAACAGACUUUCCAACCUUGCCAUCGCGAUGGCACGCAAGGAGAUGAACGACCGCUCGGAAAGCACCCCCACCUGCAUACACAACACGCUGUAUGCCGCUGCUGGAGACCACGGCCACCGAUCCAUUGGGGUGGGGACCGAGGAUACCAAGCACAUCGCUACCAGGACGUGCGAGUGCAGAUACGAAGAAAGCCCCGCCACCAAAAAGAAAACCACCAUUUACUACAAAGAGGAAAACACGGAAGUGCCCAAUAAAAGCGAGCCUCAAAGGGACGAGGCCAGAGGCUUCCAUCAUCGGAAGCGCUUUGGGCCUGACGAAUACAACAACUCGCUGAGCAAAGGGAUCCUGGUUUACGCCAAUAACGUGGUUUCGGACAUGAUGGUCUCCGUGAUGAAGACGAUGAAAGUCAAAGUCAACGAUUCCAACAUCGCGUGCGCCGUGUUGAAGAAGGUCCUGCUGAAGCACUCCAAGGAAGUGGUUUCCGACCUGAUUGACUCCUGCAUGAAGAACUUACACGACGUUACUGGGACUCUCAUGACCGAUUCUGACUUUGUUUCCGCCGUGAAGCGAAGCCUCUUCACGCAAGGCAGCCAAAAGGCCUCCGAGAUUGUGCAAGCCAUGCUGAACCGCCUGCACAAUGCUCUGAUUGUGCAAAAGCAGUUCAGCGAGAAAGCCAAAUCUCAGAGCAUGGCCUUUACUACCAUCAAAACCGGCCAGGGCACCGACACCAAGACUCAGAACAUGAGGUUCUCGGCGGCAAAAACGGAAACCAUGAAAGAUAAGGAAAUGACCUGCGCGGAAACGGUCGGCAAUCACAUCAUCAAAGAAGGUCUCAACAUGUGGCAUCAGAAGCAACAUCAGGACACUACAGGGGCAAUCCCAAUGCCCGCCAAGCCUAUGCCAACCCAAGAAGUUCCAGACCUUUCUAAUCUUACCACCGAUUCUUGGGCAAGAGACCUGAUUGUGACCGCGUUAUUGCUGAUACAAUAUCAUCUGGUGCAGCAGGAGAACGCCAUGAAGGAUGCAGUGGAAGGGGGACGAUCCAGCAAGGCAACUGGAAGCCUGGGCUUUUUGGCCCAAGAUAAAGGCCUUGGCUCUUUAAAACUAUCCGACACUUUGAAGCAAUGUGAGGAUGAGCAGUUAGGGAUGAACGCAGAAAACGAUAUGUCAAGCGUGGUAGUCAUGCUGAUCCAGAAGCUCAUCAACGAGACCGUCAACAAGUUAGGAGGAAAUACAGGGACAUUGAUGCCCGAUGAAGCAAUCCAGAAUGCUUUCAAGGCUCCUGAAGGCCUAGGCCUAGGUCCUCCAGGACAAUGCGAUAUGGACCAUUCUUACGAAGAUGCUAUAGCCGGACUCACCAAAAUGAUUCUGGACCAGUGCGAUGCCAAGAAAGAAGGAGGGAGCGGACCUUUCGUUGACAAACUGGUCGAUACAGUGACCAAGCUGUGUCUGAUGAUCGCCAAAUACAGCAAUCCUGAGUCGGGACUUGGAGAACUCGGAGAUGGAGAGGAGAUGGGUGGAGGUUUCUAUUCAAAGAGCUCAGGAAAUGCGGAAAGCAGAGCAGAAUCCGGAGAAGACACGCCUACCGGACGUAAGGUGGUUGUGGCUAACCAGAGCGCUCCGGAAAACGUUCACAACAAGCAACUCCAAGCCAUUCUCCAAUGGGUGGCAGCCUCUCAGUUGAACGUCCCAAUGUUGUACUUCAUGGAUGAUGAUGAAGAAACCCUGAACAAGCUCCAGCAACUCUCCACGGUGGCUGUGGAGAGAAACUACAGCGUGGGAGACGUCAUGCAAUCUGUGCUGAAGUAUGAGAAGGAAAGGCAGCUAGGAGAAGCUCUGGGCAAUUUUGUGCGGUUGCCAGUCCUGGAUUGGCUGCUUCAGAACCUGUAAACCCAGCAUCUCUCGGGUUCUUCGGGACCGCAGGCCUCUCCUUACCCCGUUAGUUUUCCUUGAUACAGCACUCAUUGGUCAAAGAUGAUAUGAGUUUUACUGAUUCCCCCAACCCCUGCUGAGCAGUGAAAUGAAUAAAGGAAGGAAAUACUUA